Messenger RNA from Exophiala xenobiotica, 1374 nucleotides. RefSeq lists its product as uncharacterized. The record is from RefSeq and is a predicted model, not a curated record. The transcript has a single exon. NCBI's taxonomy places the organism in Eukaryota, Fungi, Ascomycota, Eurotiomycetes, Chaetothyriales, Herpotrichiellaceae. Bases 942 to 1304 code for a protein of 120 amino acids.
GCGUCGCAGAUCCGAGAUGAAAGAGGCACUCGUUCUGGCUAGGAAAUGACGGAAUAGAAAUGCCUUGCCCCUGCUUCACGCCAUCGUCUGGAAAGAGUCGGCGGUAGGUGCUGCGAAGCAAGACUGGGACCCCAAGAACAUCAAGGGGCUCAGCAUGUAAACCAGGGGCGUCGGUCGAAGAAGGAGAUGACAUUUUAACCUGGCGAUAGGACCCUAUACAUGGCAACGAUACCGUCACUCACGCUGCUCCCUGGUGGUCGGACCAUUGGGCCCCUGCCUCCUGCGAAGCCGUUCGGUGGCUGUUAUUGAUCAUUGGGAGCCAUAGGAAGCAAUAUCCAAAUCUUCGACCAGGAUGGUGCGGCUGGCCGUACGCGUCCGUCCAGAAUUUUCCUCCAAAUCAUGACUGCCUGCGCCGUUUGCUUCGAAUUAUUGAUGGAGUCGCUACUAGACCAAAGGAGUUCGAGUGCUUUGAUGUCUCUAACUCGGCCAUACAAAAAUCCAAAGUCUGGGAAUACAGAGCUAUCACUAGCCGGUAAAGCUUUCGUGGCAUUGAAUGCCUCACUGGCUGAGAGGCAAGUCGCCGCCUACGCAUGGUCAUGCCGGCGAAGACAUUGACCUGGCCGACCUAUGGUGGGCUUGCGCGCAACCACGAGACUUGCAGGCAACAUUGAUCUGUACGUCGAGAGGCCUCCACUGUUCAAGCAUUCCCAGUCAUACGCUCCCAUUGAUCAAUUUUUCAUAGCAGGCGCGCCUUCCAAGAACGAAGACCAUGAUAGUGUCUUUCGAACUGCUUUUCGUCCUUUCACAACUAGGGUCCCGAAGGCCUCUCCUAGUCACACAAUCGGCUGUGGGUCGGAACUGGUGGCUUCUGAUACCAGCUUGCCGGACGAAUGUGGUGCAGCUGACGAGUGCGGUGACGAGUGGACGGCCGAGACUUUUCUAUGAUGCCUCAGCACGCUACUCUUAAAAUUCUCCUGGGCAAGGUGGAAAUUCAAAGAGUCCAUAUGCAUGCCAUUGACCAUCGUACCGGCGAUGGGCGAGCAGGUCAGGAAGACGAUGCCACUGCUGAUCCAGCCCGUGGUCCCAUCGUCCUCGCGCGGCCGCGUCUAGUACAAGGGAACAUCCAGUGUGCACUUGGGAAAUGUCGAGAUCAGUACUAUCUUUCGGCAGCAUCAAGCGGCAAUUGGAAAGAAUUUUCAACAGAUGGCGCUUGGGCUCACGUUGGAGCAAACACUUCCACUGCGAGACUGAAAUUAUUCUAUGCACUGUAUUGUACGCGUUCUAGAUACAGUAAACUCGGCUGAACGGACUUAGAUCAAGAUUCGGAAGCCAUCCCUUUGUGAAAGGGGAAGGCAAUCUCAAAGGAAACCCCCG